UGUAGAGCUGGCUGCGCUUUGUGCGCUUGAUUUGUCAAGGGGACGAGCGUAGUGUAGCGAGACUAGCGAGAGACAGCGGCCCGCCGUGCCGGAUGCCGCCACGUUAAUAUACGUUCCCGUCGGCGUCGAGGCGCCGAUCCGACGAGUAACGGACCCAGGUGACCGGCGACGAGAGAACGACGACGACGUCGACGACGACGACGAGAGGAGAAAGGACGAGGAAGACGAGGAGGAGAACGACGACAACGACGACGACGACGGGAAGAAGAACAACGCGCGGCCGUCGGUCCCGUGUCGGCGAUGUGGCGAGCGUCCUGGGCCGCUGGAUGUCCGGCGGGGGUGCUCGCGCGUCCCGUGACGGCCGUGGCGAAUCUCCGGAUCGAGGGGUGAGGGAGUCGACGUAGGGAGCAGCUUGGGGAGCGCGCUCAAGCGACAGCUCGUGCGUCCGAGCGAAGUGCGAACGUACGAGUGAGCGAGUUUCACGAGAUCGUCCUUUCCGAGCCGCGCGUCAGAGCCGGGAGGCAACGACGACGACGACAACACCCCCGCUCGUCGUCGUCGACGGUAGGUAGAUAGCUCACCCUCUACGAGAGAGAAAAAGAGUGAGGGAGAAAGAGAGAAAGAGAGCGCGCGCGACAAUGGCAUCGCAGAAUCAGGGCGCCGUCAACGUUACCUCGCCCGGUAUCACGUCGGCAACGACGACGAUGACAACGACCACGGCUAACGGGCCGCCGUCGACGUCGGCGCCGUUACCGGGCACCACCGUCCCGACCAGCGCGGCCACCAUCUCGGCCGCGAAGACGCAGACCCUCGCCUCUGGUGCUCAGUCGUCGCAGUCGCAAUCCCAGCAGCAAUCGCAGCAGCAACAGCAGGCCAACAACAUCGAACCACUGGACAAGAGCUCCUCCAAUACUCUAAAGCGUAAUCCAAAGAUGGAGCUGAGCAAAACUGAUUUGCUGAAGUUACUGGGAUACCUGGAAGGCGAGCUCCAAGCGAGAGACAUAGUGAUAGCAGCAUUAAAAUCAGAAAAAAUGAAACACCUUCUAAGUUCCCGGUAUCUUAGUAGUACUGCAGAUCCACAUGCGGCAUUAGCUCGCGACAUUGCGAUAGUAGGUGGUGUUAUUGGUGUUGAGGGAAAUCAAAUUGAUCAACAAGUCGCUAGUCUAGAAGCACUAGUGACACAGCAAAGAAAGGCGCAAUGUAGGAUGACUAAAGUCCUUAGAGAUGCUGAAAUUAGGCACAGAUCGGUAAUUAAAGAAUUGGAGGAAGAGAAGCGGAAACACGAACAUGAUACCGCUCAAGGUGACGAUAUCACCUAUGGUCUUGAGAAAGAGCGGACAAGAUUAAAGAAGGAAUUAGAAUUAGAGAAACAAGAAAAGAAAAAACUAGAGAUGGAAUUAAAGAAGGCCAACGAUCAUCUCGAGGAAGAAAAAAAUCGACAGAAGCAGAUAGUACUGCUCCUCUUAGCGGAACGUAAGAAGAUUAUUAUGAAGUACAUUGAGGAGAGGAAACGAUCUGAGGAUUUGGCACAAAUACUCAGCGAAGAGAAGGUGAGGAUAGACUCGAUGGCCGAGGGCCUCGAGGAAGAGAGUAAAAAGUCACUGCAGAUGGAAGCUGAAUUAGAGAAGCAAUUAGCGCAAUUCGAUAUCGAGAGGCAGCAAUAUCGGCAGGCCCUCGUGAAAGAGGAAAAGAGAGCGAAGGAUUUUGAGACGGAAUUGGAAAAGUUACGAGUCGAAAUGGACACGUGGAAGGAGUCGCAGGCUCGCGGUCCUGCCAGGGGAGUUGGGGUAACUCCACCACCGCCACCCGCAAAACCAGCCAACUUGGUCGCCAUGCCGACACUCAGGCCGGCUAGUGCUCCACAACCAAUGAAAGGGGCAGUCUUGGGUACAGGGACACCUAUGGUUAGCAGUAAAGUUGUUCAGCCUACUGCGACAGUAUCCAGUGUUCCUGUCAGUGGACCAACGACUGGGAUUGCUAGGUCUGUAACACCUGGACAGGCACUUCGCGGAGUCGCAUAUACGCCUAAUUUAACAUCUGUGGGUGGAGAAUCUACAGCUCCUUCAGAUACGCAGGCCGUAGACAAGCGACAGCCGAUUGUACCUGCGCCCGUUAGUACCGCGGCCGCUGCCGCGGCUAAGCUUAUCACGUCGUCGCAAGCCGCCGUCGCCGCUGCGGGGAAGCUCGGUUUUCACGUUGGCCAGUCUUCAAGUCCUGCCGCCAGCCCCACUGUUCAAGCACCCGCUGCCGCCGCCGCUACUACUGGUAGUGGUGGUGGUGGUGGUGGUGUCCUGCCCGCGAAAAAGCCGCCGAUCUCGCGCGGCGUGCCGCCCCCGGUACCACCGAAUAAGCCAGUGGUACCGCCGAAAAAAGAGGCGGCCGCUUACCUCCGAAGACCGGAACUGCAAUCGCAGAACGCGCCGCCGCAGGAUACCGUUAAGUACGGUAAACAGGCGGUCCCGUCGCACGGUGCGACGAGCGGAACCGCUCCUCCCAUGCAAACGCAUCAGCAGCAACCGCUUCCGGCGAGCACCACCCAAGCCGCCGCCGACGAAGAGGUCAGUAACAAGACGGCGGAGUCGAGGUAGAUUUAGCGGAAUAAUCGUCAUAUAUUCGCGUAAAUAGGGUAAAAAAAAGAUGCACCCUCCACCAAACGCAUAAUACAUAAAUGUAAAUACGUACAUACACACUUACAUACUCACGCACGCAAUACGCAAUAUGUGUUCAAUAUACAGAGCAUCGUGUGAAUGUUGAUUUCAGACAAAGCCGCGUUGAUUUAGCGCCGAAAUAGAGAGACUAAAAGCGUACAUACACUGCGAUACGUAAUAGAAAAAAAAAAAAAAAAACCGAGACGCUACGUCGCAAAAGCUUGGGAAUCUAUGCUGGAUCUGCACGGUGCAAGAGAUUCCGCGCGGGAGACCAUUUCUGAGAUUGCCAAGGGGGAGAGAAACGAAAAGGCGAGGCGCUUUGUACAUUCGAUAGACUUUCGAUAGACCUGUCCUUUGAGGACGGCGAGCGGUGCGUGUUGUACAUUACGACUAGAUCUCAUCAUGGAUCGGCGGCGUCCGAUGAAUGGAUUUCAGGAUCCUAUUUGCAACGGAAUGGCAUUCCGGGUUGUGACCGGAGCAACCGCGAAAACUUAGAAAUAUUUCUCAGAUAUGUAAGAUAGUCGCUGUGUAGGUUCCUAGCUCAUUCUGUACGGACAUUGAUUAUUAUCAUUGACGAGCACGAGUCGUUUUAGGCCAAAUAUGGAGUGUUGAUUACGACGCGUAGAUUUUAUUAACGUCUGCAAAAAUUUAAGGGCUCGUGUAAUGUCAACUCUUAAUUAGAUUUUCGUUUCCUACUUGAGGAACGAUAACGCAAAACGAGUUGAAUCCACCUCUCGCAAAUCUUAUUGGCUUUGUAAAAAAAUUUUUUUGGUACACAUAUUUUUAUAUAUUUAUAAAUUUAUAUAUAUACAUAUAUAUAUAUAUAUAUAUAUAUAUUCUGCAAUCUCUAGAUAUUUUUUCCUCUACCUUUCUCGCCAUUAUAUGUACUAGAUAGUACACAAAGUAACAUCAAGAAUCUCAAGAAAAUAUCUCUUUAAGGCAGACUUCGAUGUAUGGCGUUUUGCAAGUUUACCACGAGUUUAUCUGACCGGAUUCAAUCUGUUUCGCAUGAUCGUUCUGCAUUUACACAUAUAUAUAUCACGGGUAGAACUAUAAUCUUUACAAGAGGAUAGUGCUAAAGCAUUAAAUAAAUUCAGUUAACUAAACCAGAUUGUCGGGUGCGCAACUUAGAAUGGGAAACUAGAAACUCUAUCACGUGCUAUAAUCACUGCCUUGUCUCACAUAAUUGCGUAUACAAGCUACAAGCUUUAGAGCUAUCUGGAAGAAACUAUUGUACACAUUGCCAAAGAAUAGGCGUCACUGUUUUUUCAAGACACAAUUAAUUUUGUCAUUGGAACUUUAAGAAAAUGUCUGAGAAAAUGGAAAUAGAUGAAGAAGAUCCAGUGUUUUCUACUCAAUCCUUUAAAACCCUUGAUACAAAAAGAAAUAGAAAAAGAUGGUUAUACAUUUGUACAUUCUAACGUCUUCUUUUUUCAUGUAACGAUUCAUUCGUAUCUCAGGUAAAAACGCUGUGUUACGCUAAAGUGUACGAUGAAUAGGUGGAUCGUAGAGAUAUUAAUUUCCUCCUCGUAGGUUUUUUUUACUGUCAUUAAUUUAGCACGAUAAUUGAAACCUAUUAUUUAAAUCACGAACGCUAGAAAUUUGCAUUUAUUGAUUACGAUUUGAUAAAUCUCACGCAAUUUACCGUGUAUCGUUGACGACACGUUAAUCCUUGCAACGCCUUAAAUAGCUUUCGUCUUUCAGAUUGUGUUAUUAAUCGUUAUUAAUGUAAAAUCAAUGUCCAUCAUGCGUAGAAAAAUGUAUAUAUAGCCCUAUGAUUUUAGGAUUCUUAGGUGGCGUAUCCCUAAUUACGAGAUACGGGGUAUGAUCUCUAUGAAAUUACGAAUAAUACUCCAGGCAUUGUAAAGUCUUCCAGUGUUUUACGUUAUACGUACGUUUGUAGAAUUUAAGUUCAGGGUUUAGUCACGACAGUCCGAUAAUAAUAUACGUUAAUUGAUUGAAUGUACCCUCGCUAUAUGUAAGGACUGAGUCAUCCUUUCGAUCGUCAUUGCGAAACACAAGCGGACAAGUAGUAGGAACUGGGACCAGGGCCAAGGGGAUUAACAUGCAGCUUGCAACACACCGAGAAGACCAUGCUCGCAAUAAUAGCAACAGCAAGAGAACAAAAGUAACCGCAACAAUAAAUAGUGAACUUUAAAUAACGAUAACAAUAAUAAGAUUAACAAAUAUAUCGCUAAUGAUUACGUUGAUUAUUGACGAUAAUAGUGGUAAUAACUGAUAAUAUGACAUUAAUAGAGGGAGAAAGAGUAACAGGACGCUAACAAAUGUGUAAUUUUAGUAGCAUUUAGCAGCAGCAGCAGCAGCGACAGUAACAAUAGUAGUGUAUCAAUUAAUAGUAGAGAGUAGCGCUAAUGACUAUAAAUAAUAAUAAUAUAAUAGAUGUGCUUCUCGAAAUAAGGGAGAGAAAUCAUCAGCAAAAAAAAGUUAUCGAUAAAAAGACGGAGAUCUCAUCGCGCGUUGUGCAUACUCACUAUCUCUAAGUCAAAAUAAUUCAACAAAGAGAUUCGUCCGAGUUAGAUUGGGUGUACAUUUAAGAGUUUUACUCUCCGAGUAGUGGCUCUCUCGAUAGCAAACACUGUUUAAAGUUAGAAACGAGGAAUGGCUUUUAAUGGCUAGAGUCUACUCGAAACUAUUAUCCUCCAAGAGGGCAAUUCUUGAUAUGUAUUUGUACGCUAUAGAUAUAAAAAUUUAUACGUAUAUAUAGAAAAUGGCAAAGAAAUGUUCAGUAAAACUCUUAAUGAACAUCUGCUUUCGAAGGCCGCUGUGUUCUUACGUAUCAUUCACCGCACAAAGUUUUCGUUUUUCGUGUCCAUGUGACUAAUGGAUAGCUUAAUUAGCAAUUGACACGAGAAGGGUCCGAUCAAUACUCUCGAGCGAACUAUCGAAAAUUAUCUCGCGUGUUACUUGGCAGUGUUUUACAUCCCUCUGACUAUUUUAUGAUUUUGAAGGAACUGCUGCGUAAAAUAUCGUAUUAAACAAGAAACGGAUCCUUUUGGUGUUAAUUUUACACCAACGCGCAUAUAUAUAUAUAUAUAUAUAUACACUCGUAUAAAUACACAAACGUAGAUCCAAAAAAGACGAAUAAUACUUUGUAUACUUGAUAGGUAAUCAGUGUACAUAGAUAUGUACGUAAAAGCGUAAGUUAGUCAUAAAAAAAAAAUAGAGACGUUGAUGGAAUUCAAUGAGUCAUACAAAAUCGUAUUCAUGUCUUGUUAAUUUUAUCGAACACAUGGAUGUAUAUAUACGUGUAUAAGGCAUAGUAUACCAGUCGCGUGUUAGAGGUGGGCGGGUUAAAGUUUUAAGGGAGACAGUCAUUUUGUUGACACUGAAAAAAAUGUGAAAUGCGGAUAUGUAUCUACUGAGUAUUUAGACGAACGUCGGACAAUUUUGAGGCCUGACAGCCUCGCAUUUUGAGACUGUCGGGAGACUAUUCUGUAAAAUUGACUCAUAUCUAAUGCUAGCGAGCCAUCACUCCACGAUUUUUGUUGGCAUUAAUUGUACUCAUUUCCAACUGCAUACGUUAAUGGUGGUAUUUAAUAACCGCAGACUUUAAUGAUGAACCCUCCUGACAAUGCAAUUUAUUUCACAUAUGUUACAAACUUUUCUCCGUUUGUCCGGGUUUGCUAAAACCGGAUAUUAAUUUCUAAAUACCCCAACAAAAGCUAUGCAAACGCGUUUUACAUAUAAAAAAAGGUAUACAUUGUAAAUGUCGAAUUGAAAUCUGAAAUUUGAGUUUCUCAUGAUACUGUAGAUCUCGUGGUGUUGUUGUCUGAGUAGGAGUAUCAUCAUCGGGUGACUGUCCUCGUACGUAGAAAAGACUUUACCGUUUAAGUGAUAGCGAGAUAUUAAAAGAGAGAGAUAAACUUUUAUACAUGCGAGAUGUUCUCGCGAACGCCAUUAUAUGCAUAUUACGUAACUCAAUCAAAGCGACCCUUUUCUCUCCGCAAUCCCACACGGGAUUGCGUGUGUUUGUUAGCGGCAAUUGUGCUAAAUAGAGUAAUAAAGUAAAAGACAUUAACCGCGAUCAGCGGCUACGAGCGGAAUAGAACCGAAAAUCGGAGUAAAAUCGAAUCGUGAUUAACUGUAAUUAUAAGCCAGUAAUUAGUUCGGCAAAUGUACAGAGGGUGCGAGUAAAAUAAAUUAUUUGUUUUAAUUCUCGCAGAUAAUAAAUGUAGUGAUAAUUUUUUUUUCUCUAUUAAAAUAU
Messenger RNA from Temnothorax curvispinosus, 6873 nucleotides. RefSeq lists its product as uncharacterized. The coding region runs from base 639 to 2588 and encodes 649 amino acids. NCBI's taxonomy places the organism in Eukaryota, Metazoa, Arthropoda, Insecta, Hymenoptera, Formicidae. The record is from RefSeq and is a predicted model, not a curated record. The transcript is spliced from 7 exons.